GGUCGGAAGCGGGAAAAUCGUGCGAUGCGGCGGUUUGACAGUCGUGUGCUCGGGGAUAAACGUACAUGUACUUCAUCUUGACGGUUGCUGCGGGUUAGCGGUGUUGUCGAGAAGCUGAGGUCGAAUUGUUCGAAAUUGUGUGGGAGGCAGCGGAACAAAACGAUAGCCGAGCCACCGGUCUAGCCCGCUUUUGUGCGCGCUAGCGCCGCCGUCUUCCUCGUCAUGGCAAGAACACCAACUUCAUGCAUUCCGAGGAGCUGCGACUUUAGCCAUCGUAGUUUCCAGUGAGACUUGCAAGACUUGGAAAUAAUUCGUCGCGACAAGUCUACGGCCAGCAUGGCACACGGAGACACACACAUCGCCCAAACCCUGCUGCACCGCGCCUUCUCCCCUUCGACCGCAGAAUCGCAUUAUCACGAGCGCGUGCUGAAGCGGCCCCUUCACAUUCGCGCAACCUCGCCUACACCCUCUGCACGCGCGGUCCGCCGUCGCGCCCUUAACGAGAUCAAACAGACUGCUCGGAAGCGCAGCAAGAACAAGCCUCGUCCAUUGUCCGCUGCGAAAAAGCGUGCACUCUGCCUGAACGAGAUUCCCAAGGAGCAGCAAAACUACGCCCUCUAUGAGGGGUUGCACAACUUGUGGGCUGGCUACAUGAGGGACGUGCUAGGCCUGAGCGAUACUGCGCGGAGUGUCCUUGUCACGCCGAAUUCGAGUGGACAACUGCUUGCGACUGCCGACAUGCACGGGGCGCUCGUGACUGUAGUGCGAAGCCGAUGUGUAAGUCGCGUAGGCUUGGAGGGUAUCAUCGUUCGUGACACAAGGUUCACAUUCGAGAUCAUCACCAAGAACAACUCUGUGAAAUGUAAGUCUAGCAAGCAAGACUUAGGUAAGUGGUAAGUAUCUGACAAAUUCAGCUGUCCCCAAAGAGCACACGAUCCUCCGGUUUGAGGUACCGCUUCCUGAGCAAGAUGGGAAGACUCCCAUGAAGCCACUUGUGUUUGAACUCAACGCGGAGCAGUUCCAGA
Molecule: messenger RNA, 1025 nt
Organism: Alternaria alternata
Lineage: Eukaryota; Fungi; Ascomycota; Dothideomycetes; Pleosporales; Pleosporaceae
Exons: 1
Coding region: 337-897 (186 amino acids)
Biological process (GO): rRNA processing; tRNA 5'-leader removal
Cellular component (GO): ribonuclease MRP complex; ribonuclease P complex
Molecular function (GO): ribonuclease P RNA binding
Source: RefSeq, a predicted model, not a curated record